AUGCUUGCUCGCUUACAUCAACAACUUGUCAAGAAUGAUGAACUGAGAAAGGAACUGGAUAAUGUCCAGAUUGAGCGCUCCAUCUUUGAGCAGAUACACUUAAAACUGGAGAAGGAGCGUCAGGAGAUUCGGAAGAAGAUCUCUCAUGGAAUACAUGCCUCUACUGCUGCUUAUGAAGAGAGGGUGGACGCACAAUGUAAUCUGGUGGUCCUGAGAGAGCAAAACCGGAAGAAACAAGCCCAACACGACAUUGAAAUUGAAAACUUUAAGCGUUCAAUUGACCAUGACAAAAGGCUAAAGGAUUUCAUGUGUAUAAAAUUUGACACCCAGCGGGUGCUUGCAAUGGACGUUUUUGAAGCAGGAAGGGAUGAACCUGAGAGUUGCAAUGGACAGACAUAUGAGGAGGCCUUCCACAAGAUUCAUGAAAUUACUGAAGAGAGUGAUCCAGAUGUUCUGGUCAGGAGAUUUAUGGAAGCUGAUGAUAGGAAGAUUGCACUCUUUAGCUAUGCGCUCGAGCAAACCAGGGAGAUCGGUAGGGUACAGGAGGAUUUGGAAGAGACAAAGGAAAAAAUUACACUGUCCCUCAAUGAAUGCCUUCAUCAUGAGGAAGAUCAUCAGGCCUUAGUGACCAAGAUGAAGACAGAGCUGGCUGAAAUACAACAGGAGACAGAUGGCUACCGACAGAAGGCCAAAGACAUGAAAGUGAUGCAGACACAGCUGCACAAAGGAAUCGACUCAAUGGUGACCAUAAUAGGGUGUGACCGUUCAGGAAUUGAGAACAGGCUGGGGAAUUCUGCUGGAGUCCAAAGUUACAACAUGAUGUCAUACCUUAGGCUUAUGGAGCAAAGAAUCAGUGAGCUGUUGCGCAUACGGUCCUACAUGCGCUUGAAGGAGUCUGAAAAGCAAUACAGCCAACGAGACAGCAGCAGUACACUGAGGAAUCAGAUUCCGAAAACUCCACAGCUUCUAAUACCUCCCAGCUUUAGCAUUGUCAUCCAGAUUCCAUCUACAGUGGAAGAUGCUGACACAGAGGAUCGAGAUCGACUGCUCACCGAUGAGGAAGUGUGGCCUUUAUCAGAAGAAGAGCUACGGGAACGUAUCCUCAGUAUGAUUUUAAGAAGAGAGGAGAGAACCUCAGGAAUGAAUAAGGCUGACGUGGCCAACCAGCCAAAGAAGCAUGAUCCAGGGAAUGUGUGA
Molecule: messenger RNA, 1197 nt
Organism: Erpetoichthys calabaricus (reedfish)
Lineage: Eukaryota; Metazoa; Chordata; Cladistia; Polypteriformes; Polypteridae
Product: coiled-coil domain-containing protein 63-like
Exons: 10
Coding region: 1-1197 (398 amino acids)
Biological process (GO): outer dynein arm assembly; cilium movement
Cellular component (GO): axoneme
Source: RefSeq, a predicted model, not a curated record